UUCUCGGGUGUGGCGGGCCGAGGGGCGGAGCAGGGCGUUCUCCUUUCUCCGGGGCAGAACACGCACGCACACAUAUGCACACAUUCAUACACGCGCGCGCGUUCACACACAGGGGCACAGGCACCAGCCUGGCUGGACUCAGCCGCGCCCCCACCCCGCCGAGCUAGAUCAGCACACCGGAGAGCGCCAUCCGCCCACGUGCUGGGGGCGGGGUCCCGGCAGCCCACCACUCGGCGCUUUCAGGAGGGUCCUAUCCAGCCACCUAGCAGGAGUGGGGGGAUAGGGUACUUGGGUACCUCUGCAGGAAACACCGCAGGAACCCGACGCCAUGUUCCCGGAGCCCCCUACCCCUGGCUCUCCUUCGCCUGAGACACCUCCAGACUCCAGCCGCAUCAGGCAGGGUGCAGUGCCUGCCUGGGUCCUGGCCACCAUCGUACUGGGCUCAGGCCUCCUGAUCUUCAGCAGCUGUUUCUGUCUCUACCGGAAGCGCUGUCGGAGACGGAUGGGCAAGAAGAGCCAGGCCCAAGCCCAAGUCCACCUUCAGGAAGUGAAAGAGCUGGGCCGGAGUUACAUAGAUAAGGUUCAGCCUGAAAUAGAGGAGCUGGAUCCCUCACCAUCCAUGCCAGGCCAGCAGGUACCAGACAAGCACCAGCUAGGACGACUGCAGUAUUCAUUGGAUUAUGACUUCCAGACGGGUCAGCUCCUGGUGGGCAUCCUGCAAGCUGAAGGGCUGGCGGCGUUGGACCUAGGAGGUUCUUCAGACCCCUAUGUUAGCGUCUAUCUGCUGCCAGACAAGCGGAGGCGACAUGAGACCAAGGUGCAUCGGCAGACCCUGAAUCCACACUUUGAGGAAACCUUUGCCUUCAAGGUGCCGUAUGUGGAACUGGGAGGCAGAGUGCUGGUCAUGGCAGUAUACGAUUUCGAUCGCUUCUCCCGCAAUGAUGCCAUUGGGGAGGUGCGGGUGCCCAUGAGUUCAGUGAACCUGGGCCGGCCGGUGCAGGCCUGGAGAGAGCUGCAGACGGCUCCCAAAGAGGAGCAGGAGAAACUGGGGGACAUCUGCUUCUCUCUCCGCUAUGUCCCCACGGCCGGAAAACUGACCGUCAUUGUUCUGGAAGCUAAAAACCUGAAGAAGAUGGAUGUAGGAGGACUCUCAGAUCCCUAUGUGAAGGUGCACCUGCUUCAGGGAGGCAAAAAGGUUCGGAAGAAGAAAACCACCAUUAAGAAGAACACCCUGAACCCCUAUUAUAACGAGGCCUUCAGCUUCGAGGUGCCCUGUGACCAAGUGCAGAAAGUCCAGGUGGAGCUGACUGUAUUGGACUAUGACAAGCUGGGAAAGAAUGAGGCCAUCGGGAGAGUGGCAGUGGGUGCAGCCGUUGGUGGGGCUGGCCUACGGCACUGGGCUGACAUGUUGGCCAACCCCAGGCGGCCCAUUGCCCAGUGGCACUCGCUGCGGCCCCCUGACCGAUCCAGGCCAAUGGUUGCGCCCUGAUCCCUAUAUCAGGAAAGCACCAGACCAGAUCCCUCGCUCCCAGCCCCUACACUUCUCCCCACAAGCCUCUCCAGACAUUGCAUCUGUUCCUACCUCCACACAGGAAAUAUUUCUAACUUCCAGCACCACUCCCAUGCCCCGAAACCACAGUGAUCCUGCAGGGAGGUGGUUAAGUCUGGCAUCCCCUGCCCCAGGAUCCUACCCUCUGCUUUGACAAUCAGCUGCGAGGCCUGUUAUCUCCUUUCUCCCAGUCUCUUAGCUCUUCCCACACAGCUUAACCCCUGUGCACUGCUCCUGGGGCCAAAUAAAUACUCAGCAGCUUGG
This is a messenger RNA of Microtus oregoni (creeping vole), 1813 nucleotides long. RefSeq names its product synaptotagmin 5 (gene Syt5). Bases 329 to 1489 code for a protein of 386 amino acids. Gene Ontology annotation, biological process: regulation of calcium ion-dependent exocytosis; cellular response to calcium ion; calcium ion-regulated exocytosis of neurotransmitter. Gene Ontology annotation, molecular function: phosphatidylserine binding; calcium-dependent phospholipid binding; syntaxin binding. Gene Ontology annotation, cellular component: synaptic vesicle membrane; dense core granule; axon. NCBI's taxonomy places the organism in Eukaryota, Metazoa, Chordata, Mammalia, Rodentia, Cricetidae. The transcript is spliced from 9 exons. The record is from RefSeq and is a predicted model, not a curated record.